GUUGUAUUAUGCAAAAAAAUGUUGAAAAUAUGAUUUUAUUGUGUGUAUUUAGGACAUAUAAAUGUAGUUUAAGCAAGGCAAAAGAGUCUUUCAUUUUAUUCCUCAAAUGUUUAAAAUGUGAUUUCUACAUUUGCAGUUUGUAUCACAUUCUAAAUACAAUUCAUACUUUUAGAUGUGGUGGAAAUGACAGCUGUUCAGUCAGAAGAUUGAGAGCUCAGGAAAAUGACAUCUCUUGUAUGUUUACUUUUGGAGCUAGCAAAUAAAUGAAUUAAACCAGUCAAAUUGGGAAAAGCAUGUUUAAAGGGAGUUUAUUAAAUCCACAGGCCCUUAGUCGAAGAAACACCCACAUUCGAGCAUGCAACUGCAUGGCUUCAUAGUUCAGUCCAGUGGUUUGUAAUUGGUUUUGUGUAUGCAUAUGUACAGGGUGUGUGUUGUUAUAAUAGUGAUUGGCUUGAAUUAGUUGCAACUUCAGAUGGGGAGCGUGUUCAAAGUGUUCUGCAUUGAAGUUUUGAUGAUCCAUGUGUGGUUAAAACACAGCCAAAAUAGAAUGAUACCAGAUACACGCAGCACGGCUGUCGGCAGCACGGCCUUCAGUUUCUGAGGGGAGGAAUAAUGAUGCAUGGCUGUGAUUCACAUCACACUAUAGGAUAUUCUGAAAUUGAAGAUGCAAACAGGGCAGUUGAUGAAAGGUUGAGAGAUGAAGGUAGAAGUCGAGGAAGAAAUACAGACAGAUUGAACUCUCCUGUCUGCCUACCUGUUUUCCUUUCUCUCUCUGUUGCUCUGUGCUUAUGAUUGUGUUUUGUAGUGGAAAGUUUGUAUAAUAUUGUCAAGCAUAUGAAUUGAAGGAGAUAUUAGUUUAACCCUGUAAAGCCCACUGUUGCAGAAUUACAACAUUGCUUUUAACAAUUUUUAAAAAAGGGCAGCAAAUGGCACACCCGCAUCCUAUUCUGGGAUUUUUACAUAGUUAAUGGGUUCUAUUGUUUGUUCUCACAAUGCUAUUGGAUAGAAUAAGUGUUUAUAAGUCCGGUCAUCUGGCCAUGAACUCACUCUGCCUGCAAACUUCACGUUGAACUCAUCUCCUUUUUUUCCAUGACUGGAUUUGUCAAGAUUCAAUUUGUGACAGAAGACAUGAUUGAGGCUCUGACAAGAAACACAAAUUAGUACAGCUUGCAAAAAAUGGAACAUCUGUAAACACCAAUAAUAAGGAAAUUGAGAAGAUGCUUGGCAUGUACCUGAAGAUGGACCUAAUGCAAAUGUCUGGAGUCCGUAUGUAUUGGGAGAGGGACACACGGUACUCCCCUGUUUUUGAUGUGAUGUCCCGCAACUGAUUCCAAUCUCUGUUGACUUCAUUCCACUUUACAAACAACUUAACUGUGUCAGAGAUGGAAAAGAAGGACAAACUCUGGGAACUCAGACCAUGGCUGAAUUCAUUCAGGGAGAGAUGCCUGCAGGUGGUACCUGAAGAACACAACUCUGUGGAUGAAAUUAUGAUUCCUUUCAAGGGGAGAUUCAGUAACAUCAAGCAGUAUAUGCAUGGCAAGCCACACCCAUGGGGGUUCAAACUGUGGGUGAGAACUGGAAUCUCUGGCACACGCUGUGUGACUUUGAUGUGUACCUAGGGAGUAUAGAUAGAAUUUGACAAGCCAAAUCUGAACUUGGAGUGUCAGGUUAUGUUGUGAUGAAGCUCGCCUCCACACUUCCAGAGGGUCAAAACUACAAGAUCUACACAGACAACUACUUCACCGGUGUCCCAUUGAUAGUCAAGCUCCUUGAGCAUGGAAUCUAUUAUGUGGGAACAGUGAGGCAGGUACGGCUACCCAACUGCAACCUUGAAGAUGAGAAGAGCAUGAAGAAAAAGGGGAGAGGAAGCUUUGUUGUCCGAGUGGAGGGGAACCACAACAUCUGCACUGUCAAAUGGUAUGACAACAGAGCGGUCAUACUUGUGUCAUUCUUUGCUGGACCAGAACCUGUGCAGAAGAUUCAGCGCUGGGACAAAGCCACCAAAAACAUCAUUGAUAUUGAGAGGCCUUAUAUUGUUGGUACCUACAACAAACACAUGGGAGGUGUGGAUUUGUUGGACUCAUUUGCUGUCAAGUACAAGUUCCCCAUGAAAUCCCACCGCUGGUACAUUUACAUCUUUUGGCACACCAUCAUCCUUGCUGUGAUUAACGGCGGGCUCCUCUACAAGCGGAACUGUAAAGCUCUGCAGAUGACUAAGAAAGAGAUACUGAACAGCAGACAGUUUCAGGCACAACUUGCAACCUCUCUCAUCCUGGUGAACACACACAACACAACACCCAAGAGAGGGCGACCAUCUUCAGGGAAGACGAACCCAUUCACACAGAAGGUGACAUCAGGGAGCCCUUUCAAUCCUCAGAAGAGACCAUCCUCAACAGAUGUGAGUCCUCCAGCUGAGAAGUCAUUGGACCAACCCCCACUGGAUGUACGCAAAGACAUGAUUGCACAUUUCCCAGUAUACGACGAAGAGAGGACGCUGCAGACACUGCAAUAAUGGAUACACAAACACACUGCGUAGCAAGUGCAAUGUUUGCCUGUGCUUCUCAGAUGAAAAGAACUGUCUUAGGGACUAUCACUGCAAGUAAACACAGACUUCAUUCAA
Molecule: messenger RNA, 2620 nt
Organism: Cyprinus carpio (common carp)
Lineage: Eukaryota; Metazoa; Chordata; Actinopteri; Cypriniformes; Cyprinidae
Product: piggyBac transposable element-derived protein 3-like
Exons: 2
Coding region: 1679-2512 (277 amino acids)
Source: RefSeq, a predicted model, not a curated record